AUGGCAACUUUAAAUGAAAAGAAGACCUGCAGUGAACGGAUGGAAAAUUUCCGCCGUUUUGUCUGGAAUCCAGAAACGAAGCUGUUUAUGGGAAGGACCUUGAUUAACUGGGUGUGGAUCAGCCUGUACUACCUGGCCUUCUACGUGGUGAUGACCGGGAUCUUUGCCCUCUCCAUAUACUCCCUAAUGAGGACGGUGAAUCCCUACGAGCCAGAUUACCAAGACCAGCUCAAGUCCCCAGGUGUAACAUUACGACCAGACGUGUAUGGGCACAGAGGGCUACAAAUCUACUACAAUGCAUCUGACAACAAGACCUGGGAGGGGCUGGUGACAAUGCUCCAGACGUUUCUGACAGCAUAUAGCCCAGCUGCUCAGCAUCUGAACAUCAACUGCACAAGCAACACAUACUUCAUCCAGAACACCUUUGAUGGUCCGAAUAACACAAAACUGUCCUGCAAGUUUACAUCAGAUAUGCUUCAAAACUGCUCUGGCAUCACAGAUCCUACUUUUGGAUUUCCAGAAGGAAAACCUUGCUUUAUUGUAAAGAUGAACAGGAUUAUCAAAUUUUAUCCUGGCAACGGCACAGCACCGAGAGUGGACUGCACCUACGUAGGUGAUGAGUCCCGCCCGCUGGAGGUAGAAUACUACCCGGUGAAUGGCACCUUCAACCUGCACUACUUCCCCUACUAUGGAAAGAAGGCACAGCCCACUUACAGUAAUCCUUUGGUAGCGGUGAAAUUUCUCAACAUUACAAAGAAUGUAGAAGUCAAGAUAGUGUGCAAAAUCAUUGGAGCUGGGAUUACCUUUGAUAACGUUCAUGACCCCUAUGAAGGCAAAGUGGAAUUUAAAUUGAAAAUAGAGGACUGA
Molecule: messenger RNA, 867 nt
Organism: Centrocercus urophasianus (Greater sage-grouse)
Lineage: Eukaryota; Metazoa; Chordata; Aves; Galliformes; Phasianidae
Gene: ATP4B
Product: ATPase H+/K+ transporting subunit beta
Exons: 7
Coding region: 1-867 (288 amino acids)
Biological process (GO): potassium ion import across plasma membrane; intracellular potassium ion homeostasis; intracellular sodium ion homeostasis
Cellular component (GO): sodium:potassium-exchanging ATPase complex
Molecular function (GO): ATPase activator activity
Source: RefSeq, a predicted model, not a curated record